This is a messenger RNA of Caenorhabditis sp. 36 PRJEB53466, 3116 nucleotides long. The record is from the annotation of a GenBank genome assembly. Lineage: Eukaryota; Metazoa; Nematoda; Chromadorea; Rhabditida; Rhabditidae.
AUGGUUAGUCGUUAAAGAUCCCCAAUAACUCGCCUCGAAAUUAAAUGUGGUGUUGAAUCCUGAAUUCAGAGCAUGGAAGUGAUUCUCAUCUUCACAACCGCUAUUCCACCGGAAAUCCGUGCUCACUACCAAAUAAUCAAUCAAAACGUGGAAGAUCAUUCUGUCAUUGGUGUACUCAACCUGAAAACUCUAGCAAGUCAAGUGAAUGUCGUCGUCAUGUCGUCAUCAGUCGUUUUUUUCCCAAUUGUAGGGCUCACUUCUCGUAGGCACGUUAUUUUUGAGGAAAACCGUAUCGAAAGUACAUUAGUGUUACAGAAAAAUACUUCAACAUAUUAAUAACUCGGCCGAUAAGUUUUCACCGGCUAAAAAUGCACAGAACAAGAUUUUUUUGAAGGUAAGCGCUGUCCGAAGAAAAAUUCCUUUAUCUUAAUGUUUGAUUUUAGGGUUUGACUCUACAAACGUUUCUCCCUCUGUUCUUUUAUGUACCGAUAUCAUCGGCCUAUUUCUACUGUAUCGCAACACGUAAGUGGCAGUUUUAAAAAUGGAAAACCUCAAAUAUCACAAUGUUUUUCAGAGACGGAGAGCCUCUUCCAGCAGUAUUUUAUGUUUCUGAUUCCUGCAUUUCCGGCCUUCUUUGAUCCUUAUAUCACGUUAUACUUUGUGACUCCUUACAGAAAUCAACUGAAGACUUGGUUCAAAAAACGUAAGGGAUCCAAGCCAUUAACAGUCGUCAGUUCACAAAUUAACAAUUUAUUUUGAAUCGAAUAGUUCCAAUCCCUAGUUUUUUCUUGGAUUUGACCUGUUUGUCUAAAUGUAAGUCAUAAAUCUUCGUUAUUUUUGUACUGAUGUUAUGUUUGUAUGUUAGUAUUGACGAUGAAAAAGAUACACACAGACAGACUUCGGUAUGGAAUGUCAGAGGAAAAAGACGACGCGGAGCCAGAAGUUGUAAAGGUUUGCUGGAAUUGGUAGCCAAAUUGAUUGUUUAAUUUCUCGCGAGCUUCCUCUCUAUCAGAAGCUACACAAAUACAUAUGUACAAGCAAAUAAAAGUGAAUGUUCAAGAGAGCAAAAGAAUUCUCCCCGGCCGGGAAUUGAACCCGGGUCUCGCAUGUGACAGACGCGGAUACUCACCACUAUACUACCGAGGACACGAAAGAGAGGCGGGCGGCGGGGAGAGAUAAGAGCGCGGUCGGAGAACGAAACGGCCGCGCUGUGGGCAUGAAAAGAAGCGAGAAAUGUGUAAGCACUAUUAGAAAAUUUAAAGAGAAAACUGGAGUUAGAAAAGAGGUGAACUAAUUUUUUUCAGGGUAAAAUCAACGACACUUUUCAACUACAAAAUGUUGAUUUCUAAUCAGGGUUUCUCAAAAUUUUACUGGAAAAUGAAUUUGUUUCCCCAGUUCUACGUAAGUUCGCUGUCAAAUAACGUGCAGCGACUAAUUACGGGUUUCCUCUGAGAGUUCGCGUCAAUACCCAGACCGACGUAAGCACUGAAUAUUGAAACGGAAGGGUGUAAUUAGCACAUAAACUUUGGUCUGGAAUUUACCAGGCUGUACUUCAAAUCGGAGACAUUCAACUUCUGAUUCAUAAAGCAUUUAGCUCUCACCUUUUCAUCGUCUAGCUCCAAUUCAUAACAUUCUUUGUUCAUUUGACUAGCUGAACUUGAGAGCCAGUUCCAAAAACAAUGUAUCGUGUGAUACUGUUCUACUUUUACCCAAUAUUUUUUGUAUUGGUGAUCUUCAGCCAAUUGUUACUGGUUUAUACUAUUCUACGAUAUUCUCCCAAGAACUUGCAAACGAUGAAGUUGGUCUUUCUGAAUACGAGUUUAUUUCAAGUUGUUCACGUCACCACAGGUUUUAUGUGUCAAAUGAGGCAAGUUUCAAGCUUGACUCCUAUUGAAGUUUGGAGUUAUGGACCAUUUCGACAUAUGGAGACUUAUAUUCAGUACUCUGUUUAUCACCUUCUUCAGGUAAGGGUUGUUGUGGCGUUUUGUUUGUUUGGAGGAAGAGUGCACCCCAGACUGCACUUUUGACCUACCUGAAAAUAAAAAAACUGUCUAAUUUCGGACAAUUAUAGACCUAUUUUGAAUGAUUGUUUUACACCUAUUGUAUUCUCUUUUUUUUUGAGAUAUGCCACAUAGAGAAUAUUUUAUGCUAAGCCUAGUUGGGCCUGAUUGAAUGAAUGCAAGUUCAUAGGCAUCUUGUUAACUCCAGAAAGUUCCAUAGUGCUACUAGAACGUUCCUGAAGAUUAUAUUCCAGAGUUCAGCAUUCAUAGGUAGUGCUUCAGUAUUCUUCACUAUCGUUUUAAAGUAUGAAGCUGCAAGAAGUUUGAAUCCACAGAAAAGCAGAAUGAUCAGACUGGUCUUUCUGAUUUGCACUCCCAUUAUCAUAUCCCUGGUGAGUAAUUUAUGUACCUUACAAUUAGACAAUGGAUAGCAGACUUUCUGUCUUUCCAGUUCACUCGGUUCAGUUCACAAGUGAUCAUUGGGUUAUUCAUUGCAGAGCAUGGAACUGACCUUGAUUAUAACUCAAGCACUGCCAUCUGAAAUGCGCGAACACUACAAAAUGCUUAACGUGAACACCUCGGAUCACGCAGUUAUUGGUCUUGUGGACUUAGCCAACAUACCAAGUAAAAUAAACUUCUUCGUCUUAUCAGCUUCUGCAUUUGCUUUACCGGUAUUUGGCAUUUACCUCAGAAGGUCAGUGGAAACAGUAUACGCAAUAAUUCCUCAGUAUAUUUCAGGAAAAUCCUUUUGCUUGUUGCUUCCAGCAUAGAUAGGUCUUCUCAGCUCAAAAAAUCUCAGAACAGAAACUUUAUCAAUGUAAGUUGACGCUAUUUGUUUUCUGAAAAUGAAAAGUUUCGUUCAGGGUCUCACACUUCAAAUAAUUCUUCCGUUUCUCUUCAAUGUGCCAAUUUUUAUUUGCAUGUUUUACGUUAUACUCACGAGUCAGUCCACUUUUUUCCGCUGUAGAAGUCGUUGAAUGAUUACACUUACAGAAGCGGAACUAUUGUUUCAACAGUACAUGAUGUUUGUGCUACCUUGUUUGCCAACCUUGUGCGAUCCAUUCAUCACAUUGCAUUUCGUAACACCUUAUCGUAAACAGAUCAAGAUAUGGUUGA